UUAAAACCAUUAGGAAGUUCUUAGUAGAAUGUAUUAAUGACAUAGGUCCUUAAUGGUAUCCGCUAGGCAUAACAUGCCAUCAAUAGAAGGCAGCAAAUGACCUGUAGAGACCCCCAGGGACCAUUACAGUUUCCAUUCAAACCAAUACAAUUCCCAUUACAACCAUUAAAACCAUUAUGAAAUGGUUUCCAUUAAAUAGUAGGACGUAUUAAAGAGAUAGGUCCUUAAUGGUAUCCACUACACAUAAGAUCCCAGCAAUAGAAGGCAACAAAUUACCACUAGAGACCCACAGGAACCAUUAUAGUUUCCGUUAAAACCAAUACGAAUUCUAUGAGGGUUUCAGUCCAUGUUCCCUCUAUAGGCCUCAAGGGAUUUGUUUAAAAUAUCUUCAAAUCGAUGAUUUCGGAAUGUAUAUCGGUCUAGUGUCUAGACUCUUGGGCUGCCUACAUUUCUGGCGCGUUUGAAUGAGCGAGUGACUUCAAAGCCCAAAAUCCUCCGCGCGGUGACGAGGCGACGGCGUCGCGCACGUCUGGCGCAAAGGUCUGUUUUGGAGAAGAACGGAAGAUGGCGACCUCAAACAAUCCGCGAAAAUUCAGCGAGAAGAUUGCGCUGCACAACCAAAAGCAGGCGGAGGAGACGGCGGCGUUUGAAGAAGUCAUGAAGGACCUGAGCAUCACUCGAGCCGCACGGCUGCAGUUACAGAAGACCCAGUAUUUGCAACUGGGCCAGAAUCGUGCUCAGUGCUAUGGAGGUUCACUGCCCAAUGUCAAUCAGAUUGGAAAUAGCAACACUGACCUGCCUUUUCAGACCACAGUUUUGGAUACUAGUCGAACGACUCGGCACCACGGCUUGGUGGACCGCGUGUAUCGGGACAGGAAUCGGAUCACGUCCCCUCAUCGCAGGCCUCUCUCAGUGGAUAAACACGGGCGUCAGAUCGACAGCUGUCCUUACGGCUCAGUGUAUCUGUCACCUCCCCCGGAUACAAGCUGGAGGAGGACCAAUUCUGACUCUGCACUACAUCAGAGCGCUAUGAAUCCUGCUCAGCAAGACACUUUUGUUGGAGGAUCCCAAGAACUGCAGCCAAAACGAGGUGAAGUCGUCUUGCUCACGCCCCCAGAUACAGAGGAACCCGAAACAGAAAUGGAAAAAGACGACCAGACGACAUCACUACAUCCCAAAUCCCAUGACGUUCCAGGGAUUAACAUAUUCCCUUCCCCCGAUCAAGAAGUGAACGCCACAUUGAUGCCAGCCACACACAGCACAGGUGGCUCCUUGCCCGACCUCACCAACAUCCAGUUCCCCCCUCCGCUGCCCACUCCUCUGGAUCCGGAUGACCCCGUGACCUUCUCGGCCCCCAGCACUUCCAGCAGCACAGGCAAUCUGAGUACCAACCUCACCCACCUGGGCAUCAGCGCUGCCAGCCAUGUUGCUGGCUCCACCUCUGCACCUACUGGUGCUGCCCUUACGCUCAACAUUGAUGCCCAGCAGCAGCAGCCAUGCCCACAGCAGCUCUCACCAACUCUCUCUCCCACCCUCUCACCUCAGAUGCCCAUUUCUCAGCCAAUUGCGAUGGACAGCAUGUCUCUGGAGCAGCAGCUGUCCCAGUACUCGCUGCUCAGCCUGCUGAGCGAUCUGCAGAAGCAGCAGCAGACGCUGCCGCAGAACAUCCGCCUUAUCCAGCUGCCACCGAUCGCCAUCAGCUCCGCCUCCAGUCCACCCCUGACCUCCUUGUCCAGCCAAUCGCCAACAGCCACAGGCGCACCAGUCAGCUCGUAUCGCAAUCAGACUGGCUCUCCGGCCAACCAGUCUCCAACCUCGCCAGUCUCCAACCAGGGCUUCUCGCCUGGAGGCUCGCCUCAACACAUUCCAAUUGUGGGGAGUAUUUUUGGAGAUUCGUUCUACGAGCACCAGAUGGCGUCCAGACAGACCAACGCUCUUUCCCACCAGCUCGAGCAGUUCAACAUGAACAUGAUUGAGAACCCGAGCAGUUCUAACAGCUUGUACAAUCCGUGCUCCACGCUCAACUACACACAGGCGGCCAUGAUGGGUUUAAGUGGGAGCCACGGCAACUUGCAGGACACCCAGCAACUAGGCUACAGUAACCAUGGCAACAUUCCCAACAUUAUCCUAACAGUCACAGGCGAGUCGCCACCAAGUCUCUCCAAGGAGCUGAGCAGCUCGCUGGCCGGCGUAGGCGAUGUCAGCUUUGACGCGGACUCUCAGUUCCCGCUGGACGAGCUAAAGAUCGAUCCGCUGACCCUGGAUGGGCUACACAUGCUUAACGACCCAGACAUAGUGCUGGCUGACCCAGCCACCGAGGAUACGUUCCGCAUGGACCGCCUGUAAAGCAAGCGAACUGAGGAAAAAAAUUCAAAAGAAAAGAAAUUCUCUGAACAGGAGGAGGCUAGAGACUUUCUCAUUGUGCAGCUGCAUGGCCACCCGGUUUUAUCAUUGUGCCCACGGCCCUCGCUGCCCCUCCCCCUCAUGGCAUCUACAAUAGCAUGCUGCCAACAUCAAUGCCAACGUCUGGGGAAAGGAGACACUCAAGCACAUUGGUGGACGUGGCAUUGCUAUAUCCAUGCUGGCUAGUUUCGUGAGGCGGCUCGUUCUGAACCAUGUCCAUUGUGCAAGUGUCUCUAUACCCCUCCUUAGGCCUACAUGUUGAUUUGCUUUCUAUUUUGUUUCCUUCUUAUUGUUGUUUUUGUUUGUUUGUUUGUUCUCAUUGUUCUUUUAUGUGGGUGAUAGUUGCCUUUCUCAUGUUUCUGUUUCUGUGUGUGUGUGUGUGUGUGUGUGUGUGUGUGUGUGUAUACACAACCUUAAUAUUGAACUUCCUGACCAAGAUAGCCCCCCCCCCCCCCCCCCAAAAAAAAAUCAUUAUUUUUACAUACCUUUCAAGAUUCCUUUAGUACUUUGUGUUGGUUUGUUUAUUUAUGUAUGUGUUUGUGUUCAUGUUCGUAUAUUUUACAGAUGAAUUGUUUACGUAAAGAUACCAUGUGUCUUUUUUUGACUGUGUUUUGUGUGUUUGUGUUAAAUCUAUAUAUUUAAAGUUUUAAAUUAUUUAUUAUUAUUAUUAUUAUUUUCUUUUUUAUUUUUAUUUAAUACUAAGGAGUACUACUCCCCCCAUUCUACUUUUUAUGGGUUUGGAAGGGCAGCGCCUUUGUGCUACUGUACGUACUUUAUUAUCGUUAAAACGCUUAACACUAAAACCUAACAUCCUCAACAAACGUUUUUCUCUCCACAAACAUUAAGGUGCCCGUGUGUGGGGGUGUGUGUAUGGGUGUGUGUGUGUGUGUGUGUGUGUGCGCAGGCAUUGUUAUUUUUUUACACGUUUGCCGAUUUAUUUUUGCAGGUCUAAUUGCGAGUGUCAAAACGGCAGCUUUGCCUCUAUUUUUCAUAUCAGUAUUGUAGUGUCUAAAAAGCUACUCACGUGCGUUUUCCUUGUCGCUUAUUCAGCUGCGAAUUGAAAUCGUUAGUGGCGUCUUUGACUUGUGUUCUGCAUUAAAAGGCCGUCGUCACGCAGGGCUUGAACGGUUUUAAAAAAAAAAAUAAAUAAAAAAUAAAAAUAAAACAACGAAAGCUUCAGAAAGCUACUGAACUCAUCACUGUGACCCGACCUGAUUUUGCCUUAUGAACAAAACAAACAAAAAAAAAAAGCUGUUUUUAAGCCGUCACUGCAACGACGAGUUUUUUUAAAUCGUCCCGUCAAUGUUUUAUUCUCGUAUCCUAAAUGAGAUCUGAUCAUGCACAAUCGGUGGCAGUAUUGUGUUUUUAUAAAUGCAGUUUUUCACUUAAGUACUGUAUGGCAAGUAGGUUAAGUGUCAAGCUUAAUUGGCUGGUGUGUUUGGUCUGAGCUGCUGGUUGAAAGUAAGGGGAGGGUACUGCUCCUUAUUCAUUGUGGUGUUACAGCAAUGUUGUUUGUGUAUAUACAUAUAUGUGUAUAUAUAUAUAUUUGUAUAUUUGUUUCAGUUUUGUCUGACAUUCGCGUGAUAUAAACACAUGUUGUGUUCGAAAUGAAAAGUUUUAAGGAAUCACAUCUUUAUAUUCAUGCACACUACAGGAAAACUGUUAUUCACUGUUUUAUGUCACUUGAAGUGAACGGUUUCAUUCCGUUUAAGUGUUAUAAACCUGCUUUAUGCAGCCUGGACAUUAAAGCACUUGGGCUCUGCGCCACACUACUUUUGGUACCAAAAUCCUGGUGAACGUAAUGCCAUUAAUUGUUUGUGAACAAUUUUAUCGGCAGUAUUAUUUAAAAAAAAAUAAUAAAUAUAUCUUAGCUUCUUGUAUUCAGUAAGAGUUUAUUAACAGAUCACCAAAUUCAUUUUUGUUUCGCUAUAGCAACAGUGUGGUUAUAUCUGUUAAAUGAAUCGAGCCACGAGGCUUGAUCUAUGUGAUAUAUGCAAUGCAGUCCAGAAGUCAUUUAGACAGUGACGCAUUGUUGUUUUGGUUCAUCGUAUUAGAUUGAAAUUGAAAAGAAAAAGACCUGUUACUGCAAAAUAUCUGCUUUGAAUAUCCUUACUUUGCUUCGAUUCCCGCUUCUACCGCGUGUUACGUGGAGUUUGCAUGUUCUCCCCGUGUUUCAGGGGUUUCCUCCAGUUUCCUCCCCCCAGUCCAAAGACAUGCUUUGUAGGUUGAUUGGUAUUUCCAAAUUGUCCCUAGUGUGUGAAUGGGGGUGUGAGUAUGUGCCCUGUGAUGGGUUGGCACCCCAUCCAGGAUGUCCCCCGCCUCGUGCUUCGAGUCCUCUGGGAUAGGCUCCCUGAGACCCUGAGUAGGAUAAGCUACAUGGAUGGAUGGAUGGAUGGAUAAUCUUUUUUAAAUGAUGGUCCUCAUUUUGAAGGACGACUUCACUGCAUAUUUCUAAAGAAAUCUGCACAUAUUCCUCCCGUUCUCCAGCAGCUACACUUGUUACCGGUUACAGCCUGCAUCCAAUUACACCUAUAAAGCACUUCAUGUACAAGUCUUAUCUUCUAUAAAUCAAAAUUCAAGACACAUAUGUUCACAAACAGUUUCUUUUCCCAACAGUAACUAAUGUAAUUUCUCCUUUCUUUGUGUCAAUGUCUGUGAUUUUCUGCACACUACUCCUUAAAGAAUUACUAUGACUUCUCUUUUCAACUGUCCGUUAUUAUUUAUUUUAUCAUGUAUACUUUUUUAUGGUUUUACUGUUUGUUUUUUAUUCCUUUGAUUGCUCUGUAAAGUGACCUUGGGUUUGUGAAAGGGUUUGUGCUAUUUAUGGCAGGGGUUCGCAAACUUUUAUAUUCAGGGAUGCAUUUAACUGUAAAUAAUAAUAACGAUAAUAAUAAUAAUAAUAAUAAAUUUAAAUUUCAUGUGCCCCCAGAGUACUGACGAUACAAUAAUAAUUUGGUUAGAGUUGUUUUUUUGUUUGUUUUGUUUGUUUGUUUUUAUUUCGGAACUUUACACAAAUGGAACCCUUUUGUUAUUAAAAUUGUCGUUUGAUUCCAAUCACUUGGAGAAAGGUGGGUUUCCAGGACUGUAACAAAAUUGGAACACCAUGGACCUGCUUUUCACAGACCCAACUUUGGGAACCAAUGGUUCCCCGUAUACAAAUAGUACCGCCCAAAAGAUUUCCCCACAUACAAUGUAAAACGCUUUGAGUGCAUAGAAAAGCGCUAUAUAAAUCUUAAGGAAUUAUUAUUAUUAUUAUUAUUAUUAUUAUUAUUAUUAAAUGAGGACUAAAAGAACCAUCAUUUGUCUAGAAACUGGGAGACUUGCCUUCUGCACUCCCACAUCAAUUUCAGAUCCAACAUGCCGGGGGUACUGAACCAAAACAAAAUGUGUGUCACUGUACAUUUUUCUUCCGACUGUAUUGUCUUUGGUCUUAGAUGUGAACUUUGUAAGGGUUAUGACUUUUGUUUUUGUUUUUUUUAAAGAAAAAAAUGUGAAAUGUACAGAUGUGUGAUUCCUAUGCAAAAUAGAGAAAUUUAUCAAAACUACAAAUUGAAAUAUAUCUUAUGUGAAAUGGUUUCUAUAAUGUAGGUGUAAAGCUUUUAAAAUAAGAGUGCACAGUGUAGGCGAAAUAUUGGAACAGCUCUAGCAAGCAACAAUUUACAGUAUGCAGUUACACACAAGGCCACAUUUACAUUGAAUUGCGAUAAAUUCGUGUUCAACCCCUCGAACCAUACCACUCAUAAUAAUUCUUUCCACAUAUCUCUCGAACAGGUUUUGCUUCGACUGAAGUUUGUUUUAUUCCGAUUGUUUUCUUUUUCUUCUCUUUUUGUAACACUUCUUGAAAGCGAAAUACUGUACAUAGAGCUUAUCACUAGACUAUGACUGCAUGUCAAAAACAAGAAAUGGAUCUUAAGUGAGAGGCGUUUCUUAGCUUGGCUGACUUCAUUAUAAAAUGUGCUGCACAUGAUAACACUAUGGACUUUUUGGCAAGAUGCAAUGCAUGCAUUUAUCAACAACAACAAACAAACAAACAAAAAAAAGUGUGGUUUCAUUUCACAUUUUACGUACAUGUUGGUUGUUCACCUCUGAUUUAUGGGGCUCCAUGUGAGAUGUUGUACAUCACACCAAAUUACCAAUUGCUUGACCAAAGCAGUUUUGUUCUUUCCAUAUUAUAAAUGCACUUUCAUUUGUGUGCAUUCUUCUUUGGCAUGCUUGGCUUUUUUUUUUUAAUUUAAAUCAUGAUUGUAGCAUUUUUUUCACAAUUCACACUCUCAUGAUCACUGUUGCUUAGAGCUUAGCGUGUGCAUCUUGACUCUUUCAACACGACGACUCGCUAUCAAUCACUGAGAUAUAUAUCACAACACUGGUCUCUGAUAUAUAUGGCAGAUUUUGUGCAAUCUUGUGUCUUUUUUUGGACCUUUUCUCGAUGUGUUGCUUUGCACUUUAACUGUGGCUGUAUGGCAUUAAAAUUGGACUGUUUUAUUCUCUGAGAACACUGACUGUUUAGGUCUGUAGAUUUAAUGAUAAUAUUUUUGGGGUUGUGUUUUUUUUUUUUUUCUUUUCCUUUCAGAUGGCUAGCCCCCUUGUAUUACUUCAUGGCUGUAAAAUUCUUUUGAGUGAAUUCUCCGCUGCAUUGCACGGAUAACAGUGAAGGAGAACACUUUUUUGGGAGCAAAUAUGUAACUUCUCAAUGCAAACUAUACAAAAAGGGCUCAGUCUUUGUGCUCUGAGAUGUGUAAAAAUGGGAGAUGCAACCAGAAUGUAUGUUUUAUUGAUUUAUCUAUCUUUUGUCUUACAGAGCUGCAGUAGUUUUCCCUCAUAUAUGGUAAUAGUAGUUUAACAGGCUGUUCUGGAUUUUCUCUUGAACCGUAUUUUAACAUCAGUUUAUUUUGGAAGUAUUAUUUUUUAAGAACGCAGAGCCCCUUUAAAGGAGCCUCUUUCGACCUCCCCCAAUAAGCCUUAAGAGGACUGCUGGGCAGCUGCUAUUGUUCUUGUGAAUAUAUAGCCACCGAUUUUCCACCGUUCUAGUAAUCAAAUGAGGAAGUGGUUCUCUAGAAUAUUAGUUGAUCGAUAUUUUCGAGUAAUAGUGUGGCCGAUAUAAAAUAGAGGAAUAGAGUAAACAUGAUCCGCCAAACGUAAGUGCCAUCUGCAUUUAUUUACUCACUAAAGAGCUUUUUAUUUAGUCAAAUAUAGUAGUGUCUGAGCAGAUGUAAAAACUAAAGUCGCGACACUAAAACCGCUCAUAAGAACGUUAAAGAAUACACUUUUUUUUUUUUUAAAAAAGAAAAGAAAUAAAUCUGCAGUCAGAACAGAAACAGUGCUGUUGAUAUGCAUUUUAAAUCCAUGUAAUGAGAAACCAUCAUCGGCUGGAGCUUUUUAACCAGCUAGACGUGGAAAACGCUUUGACAGGUGUUUCCAAAAAAAUGUCAUUAUUCAUAGGUGUAGAACUCAUGUAACUGUAUAGACUUUCUGGCGUGGUCCAUAUUUUGACUCAUGUUUGUGGAAAAUGGUUGCAGAAGGCCACUUUCUCUCUGUACAUAGUCUCAGUGAUCGUUUCAUGGAUGUUUUUUGCGUUCUCAAAGUAUGCUAACUAUGGAUGUGCAUGAUGUCUCAGCUACAUAUAUCAGAUCGUUCUUAUUAUAUCAUUUAUAUUUUGUAAUCUGUAUUUCUGUAUGUGUUUUUAAAAUAUAUACAUUCAAACUGCCGUGGUUGUGA
Ictalurus punctatus (channel catfish) is the source of this 8118-nucleotide messenger RNA. It is a transcript of the gene crtc1b, whose product is annotated as CREB regulated transcription coactivator 1b. Gene Ontology annotation, biological process: protein homotetramerization; positive regulation of transcription by RNA polymerase II. The coding region runs from base 565 to 2346 and encodes 593 amino acids. Lineage: Eukaryota; Metazoa; Chordata; Actinopteri; Siluriformes; Ictaluridae. Gene Ontology annotation, molecular function: cAMP response element binding protein binding. Gene Ontology annotation, cellular component: cytoplasm; nucleus. The record is from RefSeq and is a predicted model, not a curated record. The transcript has 12 exons.